Diabrotica balteata is the source of this 1483-nucleotide messenger RNA. Lineage: Eukaryota; Metazoa; Arthropoda; Insecta; Coleoptera; Chrysomelidae. The record is from the annotation of a GenBank genome assembly.
GUUUCGGCAAAGCAUUUGGGUGUUGUCUGUUUUUGUGAUAUCGGCAACAUGCGGGCAAGAUCUCAACAACAAAACUUUUCCAGAAUAUUUUUUGUUUGGUACAGCAACGGCAUCCUAUCAGGUUGAAGGAGCGUGGAACGAGGAUGGCAAAGGAGAAAACAUUUGGGAUGUACUUACGCAUGAGGUUCCAUCACGAGUUGUCGGUAACGCUACCGGAGAUGUAGCUUGCGAUUCUUAUCACAAAUAUAAAGAGGAUGUAGCUUUAUUGAAGGAGUUGGGAGUUAAUCAUUAUCGUUUUUCCAUUUCAUGGUCCAGAGUGUUUCCUACAGGAUUUAAUAAUGAAGUAAAUGAAGCUGGUGUUAACUAUUACAAAAACCUGAUUAAAGAACUCAAAGAUAACGGCAUACUGCCCUUAGUCACCAUGUUCCAUUGGGAUACCCCACAAGCUUUAGAAAACAUAGGAGGCUGGACCAAUGAACUGAUCGUCGAUAGAUUUGUGGACUAUGCUCAAUUCCUGUUCGAAACUUUUGGCGAGGAUGUUCAGUUAUGGUUGACUUUUAACGAACCAAAACAAACCUGCCAAGGAGGAUACGGAAAUGGAAAUAUGGCACCAGCUAUUCUAUCGCCUGGUGUUGGAGAAUAUUUGUGUGCCCAUAACGUCAUUAGAGCUCAUGCCAAAGUAUGGCAUUUGUACGACCAACGCUACAGACACAUACAAAAUGGUCACGUCGGAAUAACUAUUGACAGUGGUUGGGCUGAACCAGACAGUGACAGUGAGGAAGAUAAAGAAGCCGCCGAAAGGAUGCUGCACUUUACAUAUGGAUGGUACGCCAACGCACUGGUCAACGGAGAUUACCCAGAAGUCAUGAAAACUGUGAUAGCUAAAAGAAGUGCCGCUCAAGGCUUCAAACAAUCUCGUUUACCAGAAUUUACUCAAGAACAAAUUGAUGACAUUCAAGGUGCUGUUGAUUUUCUUGGUGUGAAUUACUACACAGCAAAUAUGGCUAAAAAACAAGGAAACGUUCCUGUAGUUUCCGGCUGGCAAGAAGAUAUGGAAGUCGAUACCUACCAGAAAGAGGAAUGGCCCAAAUCGUCUUCUUCUUGGUUAAGGAUUGUACCAUGGGGUAUGAGGAAACUUCUAAACUGGUUGAAAAAAACGUAUGGGGAUAUACCACUAAUCAUUACUGAAAACGGUGUAUCAGAUGAUUGUUCUUCACUGGAUGACCAAAUCAGAAUUGAUUAUUACCAGCAACAUAUAAGUAACGUUAGAGAUGCCCUAGACGAUGGCGUUAAUGUUUUUGGAUACACAGCUUGGAGUUUGAUGGAUAACUUCGAAUGGAUGAGAGGAUAUUCUGAGUGCUUUGGACUCUACCAGGUAGACUUUUCAAAUGCAGAUCGACCAAGGACAGCAAAGAAGUCAGUAGAGUUAUUUAAGAAAAUUGCGACAACAAAGUGCGUUACCGACAGUUGUGAAGAUGCAUAA